CGGGCUAGGGGUGGUUGCUAAAGCUUCAAGACUAUUAGGUUGGCCAGAAAGACAGAAGCAGCUUCAAGAGUAGCCACUUGGGGCACCUGGGUGUUGAGCGGGUGCCGAGCGUCUGCCUCGGCCUCAGGUGGUGGUAACACAAUUCUAUAGGAGGGAAGAGAGUGUCAAUAGGAUACCCUCCAGGUAUAGGGCUGGCUGCUCAUGCGCCCUAUUUCCAGGGUACAGGUUACAGUCUUUCUGAAAGGCCUCGAAGAACGCUCAGAAAACAAGUGUUCCCAGCCCAACUCUCAGUCGAUAAAUGCUUCGUACAAGGCCCAGGCGGUGUGGCCUGCCUGACAGCCGGUUUAGCACGGAGGGAAAUACGGGAAUUCUACGAUCUGCGGAGGAGUCAAAUACCCCAUCCCUCCUCCCUGAAGAAGCUUCCGGGCCAGCGGGGAGACCCACAGGCAGCCCGAAUCUACCCUAAUCCUGCGAAAGGGAGUCGAGAAUGGCCUUCUACAGACGGUACUACCGGACCACUAGAGGAGGAGCGGGAAGGGGAACGCGAGGGCAGCGGCCUCCCCGAUGGGCCGGAAGACCCUUCCGCCCCAAGUCAGGCAGCGCCCCCGGAGCGCGUCGAGGCCUCAGCCCGAUGCAAAGGGAAAGAAAACAGGAAGAAGGGAGGAACGGGGCGGGGGGGCGCAUUCCUCCUUCACUACGUGGCACGCGCAUAACCACUACGGAAGGCAGCACUGUAAGGCAUUUCCCAGCAAAAUACAUUCAGCAAACCCCGCAAGACGUUCCCGUAGGGCGACGGUCUCCGUAAACCACCUUCGCCGCUCCGCCUACGCGGCGCACGCCCCUCACUGCGCAGGCGCCAGGGAUGACCUCUGAGGCCUCCGAGCGAGAGCGCUAGUAGUUCCGGGUUCCCCAGCGCUCCGCUCUAGCCGCAAGCUUCCGUUUCUCCGCUGCUCUCGGUGGUAGGCUCCCUCCCGCGGGAGCGUGGAGCCGGGCCCGGGGGGCGGGCCUUCCGGGAGAGGGGCGCGUGGGAGAGGAAGGUCGCGAGGAGGGCCUCUUGCUGCUCAGGAAAUGUCUUCCCUUUCAGAAUAUGCCUUGCGCAUGACUCGUCUGAGCGCCCGGCUGUUCGGUGAAAUUGCCAGGCCUACUGACUCCAAAUCAAUGAAAGUGGUGAAACUGUUUAGUGAGCAGCCUUUGGCCAAGAGGAAGGAGACUUAUGACUGGUAUCCAAAUCACAACACUUAUUUUGCACUCAUGGGGACACUACGUUUCCUUGGCCUCUAUAGAGAUGAGCAUCAGGACUUUAAGGAUGAGCAGCUGCGUCUCAAGAAGCUUCGUGGCAAAGGAAAACCUAGGAAAGGAGAAGGGAAAAGAGCCACAAAAAAGAAAUAGUGCUGGUCCAUCAGAAGAGAAAAGUUCUUCCUCAGCAGCUGACCACAGAAGAAGGUGUAUUUAUCUUUCUACUUGCUGGAGGAGUGUGAGCUUCUGAGACUGAAGAGUAUUUGGAGGAACAUGAUCAUUUCUGUGUUGAAGUCCAAUUCAGUCGAGUUGUAACUGGUUCCUUGGACACUUUCUAAUUCUGCAAAGUUACUCUGGCUUUGGUUUUAUACUGUGAGGUUUACCUCUUUCUCUGGAGAAAUGAAUGCAUAGGUGGUUGAAGACAGACUCCUUUGGGGUGGGAAUGGAAGGUUGGGAUCAUGGGAGGAGACUCGUUAAAUGAGCAUUGUUUCAUCUCCCCAGGAUCCCAUUACACCAGCCCUUACCUCUGCCAUCCCUCUGGCCCUUCAACCACUGUCUCCACCACCAAGCUCACAAAGUUUCUGAACCGUCCACGUCUCCUUGGAGAGUAGAAUCUACUGAGCUAGAUUUGGGGGAAAGGCUGUACCUACUAAGAGAGUACUGAGUGUACACUACCUACUGUACAUAAGGUACUGGGGCCCUAGUAAUACCAUGGUUAGCAAGAGAAAACAGUCCCUACCUCAUGGAACUUUGAGGGUUGUGUGAAAGAUUAAUAUCAUUACAUAAAUAAAAUUGUUUAAAUGCUACAGAGGAUCCCUAGGUGGCUCAGCAGUUUAGCACCUGCCUUCGGCCCAGGGUGUCAUCCUGGAGUCCCAGGAUCAAGUCCCACAUCAGGCUCCCUGCAUGGAGCCUCUUCUCCCUCUGCCUGUGUCUCUGCCUCUCUCUCUCUCUCUCUCUCUCUCUCUCUAUCUAUCUAUCUAUCUAUCUAUCUCUAUCUCUCUGUCUCUCUGUCUCUCAUGAAUAAAUAAAUAAAUAAAAUCUUUAAAAAAAAUGCUACAAAGGAAAAAUCUAGACUUCUGUGAGAGCAUGGACCAAUCGAUGGCUCAAUCCAGAGAUAGCAAGAAGCCCAAACCUGGGAAGUUUAAGGAAGGCCUCCCUAAAGAGAUGGUGUUUAAGCUGAGCUUUUAAGGAUGAGUAAGACAAGAGGGGGUGCCUGCCUGGCUCAGUAGUAGAGCAUGUGACUCUUGAUCUCCAGGUUGUGAGUUCAAGCCCAACUUUGAGUAUAGGGCUUACACACACACACACAAAAUUACUGGAGUGCCUAGCUGGUCUAGUCAGAGGAGCAUACAACUCUUGGUCUCAGGGUUGAGUUCAAGCCCCAUACUGGGUAUAGAAAUUAAUAAUGGGGCAGCCCAGGUGGCUCAGCAGUUUAGCACCACCUUCAGUCCAGGGCCUGAUCCUGGAGACCCAGGAUCGAGUCCCAUGUCAGGCUUCCUGCAUGGAGCCUGCUUCUCCCUCUGCCUGUGUCUCUGCCUCCCUCUCUCUCUGUGCCUCUCAUGAAUAAAUAAAAUCUUUAAAAAGGAAAAAAAGACAUUAAAAAUCUUAAUUUUUAAAAAAUUUUAAAGAUAAAAAUGAUGGGAAAAGUGCACAAGAAAGCAUCCUGUUCAAGGAACUGAAACAGAGCACUGACUAUGGGUUUCACCCAGAAACAGCCCAGACCCUGAAGGAUUUUGCAAGUUCUUUUUUUUUUUUUUUAAAGAUUUUAUUUAUUCAUGAGAGAUAAAGGCAGAGACACAGGCAGAGAGAGAAGUAGGCUUCAUGCAGGGAGCCCAAUGUGGGACUCGAUCCUGGGACUCCAGGAUCAUGCCCUGGGCCAAAGGCAAACACUCAACUGCUGAGCUACCCAGGUGUCCCUCUUUUUUUUUUUUUUUUUUUUUUAAGAUUUUAUUAUUUGAGAGAAAGAGUGCAGUCAUGCACAUAAUGCAAGUGGCAAAAAGAGCUGAGGGAGAGGGACAAACAAUCUCUGUUCUGAGCACAUAGCCUGAUGGGCAUGAUGCAGGACUUGAUCCCAUGACCCUGAGAUCAUGACCUGAGCUGAUAUCAAGAGUUAGAUGCUGGGACGCCUGGGUGGCUCAGUGGAUGAGCAUCUGCUUUUGGCCUAGGGCGUGAUCCUGGAAACCCGGGAUCGAGUCCCAUGUCUGGCUCCCAGCAUGGAGCCUGCCUCUCCCUCUGCCUGUGUCUCUGCCUCUCUCUCGGUGUGUCUCUCAUGAAUAAAUAAAUAAAAUCUUAAAAAAAAAAAAGUUAGAUGCUAACUGACUAAGCCACCCAGGGCCCCUCAGGGCUUUGCAAGUUCUGUGAAAAAGCCUGGACUUAACCAACUUGGCCAGUGUGUGAGGUGUUACUCCUUUGAGAGAGACUUUUGUAUACACAAAAAUAGCUCCUCAAUUAACUGUAUUCUAACAGUUUCCAAUGAGGUUGUGAGGGCUUCUCUGAUUUGUUGUUGUUGUUUGUUUCAAGUUUCAAAGAUCUAGCCCUGUCUAGUACAUUUUUUAUUUUAAAGUACUUUUCUGUGAUGUGAUGAGCACUAGGUGUUAUGGUAUAUGUUGGCAAAUUGAACUUAAAAAAAAAUACUUUUCUGUUGUAAAAUUUACCAUUUUAAGCACUUUUAAGCAAAUAGUACAGUAGUGUUAACCACA
This is a messenger RNA of Nyctereutes procyonoides (raccoon dog), 3932 nucleotides long. It is a transcript of the gene MRPS33, whose product is annotated as mitochondrial ribosomal protein S33. NCBI's taxonomy places the organism in Eukaryota, Metazoa, Chordata, Mammalia, Carnivora, Canidae. Gene Ontology annotation, cellular component: mitochondrion. The record is from RefSeq and is a predicted model, not a curated record. The transcript is spliced from 3 exons. The coding region runs from base 1069 to 1389 and encodes 106 amino acids.